Messenger RNA from Ixodes scapularis (black-legged tick), 11302 nucleotides. RefSeq names its product brain tumor protein (gene brat). The record is from RefSeq and is a predicted model, not a curated record. Gene Ontology annotation, biological process: negative regulation of translation. Bases 232 to 2889 code for a protein of 885 amino acids. The transcript has 7 exons. Gene Ontology annotation, molecular function: protein binding; zinc ion binding; translation repressor activity. NCBI's taxonomy places the organism in Eukaryota, Metazoa, Arthropoda, Arachnida, Ixodida, Ixodidae.
GCCAGGCGCGCUGUUUUUUGCGCGGCUGUCAUCUUCAAACAUGGCGGGCGCGUCGGCGAGCACAUGUGUAUCGGCGGCGUGAAAACGGACGGAUUUCAUCGCUUCGGAAACGUUCCAAUGUGACGUCGUCCGCGUCGGCAGUCGUCCCAGGCCGGGCCGAGCGGGGUUGGACGAUAGGCGUUGACCGUGGCGCCCAAACCGGCGCGGCACAGCCCGAGGCUAGCCGCUGCCAUGGACACCCUGCUUGACACGCGAGACGUGCAGCUGUCUCUGGGCAGCAGCCCCACGACGACCCUGAGCAGCUCUGCAACGAACCCCGGGUCCUGCUCCCAGCUGGGCUCGCCCACCUCGCUGCCCGAUGGAUUCGCUGCAUCGAGCUCCGUCGGGGACGGGAGCAGCGGGGGCAGCCCCUCGGACGUGGCCCCCUGCGGGGCUGGGGGGGGUGUCCUGGGGGCAGGUGCCCCCUCAGGGGGGGCGGUGGUGGCCCCCCCGGCCUCCUCCUCCUCCUCGUCGCUGCCUCAGGGGCCCCAGUUGAGCACCAAGUGCGGCCUCUGUCACGACACCUUCACCAUUCCCAAGGUGCUGAACUGCCUGCACACGUUCUGCCAGCUGUGCCUGGAGAAAGAGGUGACAGGGGACAAGGUGCGCUGUCCGCAGUGCCAGCAGGACAGCCCCCUGCCCCCCGGGGGCACCGCGGGCUUCCCCUCAGACUACGCCGUCUCCAACAUCCUCGAGACGGCUGCGCUCGAGGAGGCCAGCCUCGGGUGCACGGGGUGCAAGGGGAAGGAGUCCAGCGCGGUGGCCCGGUGCUUUGACUGCGCCAACUUCCUGUGCCCCAACUGCGUUAUGGCGCACCAGUUCAUGCACUGCUUCGAGGGCCACCGGGUGCUGACCCUCGGGGAGCUGCAGAGUGCCCGGGACGGCCUGAGGGCGCCACAGGACAAGCCCGUGGCCUGCCUCAGGCACCGCACCGAGGCCCUGCGCUACUUUUGCCGCUCCUGCGACACCCCCGUGUGCAAGGAGUGCACCCUGCUCGACCACCCCAAGGCCCUGCACGACCUGGAGCCUCUGUGUGAGGCGGCGCCCCGUCACGCGGAGGGCUUGUCGCACCUGGUGGAGGACGGCCGGGUGCGCUCCCACGACCUCAGGGGCGCCCUCAAGACCCUGGAGCAGGUGUCCGGGCGGCUGCAGACCCAGUACCAGCGGGCCCAGGGGGAGGUGGGCGAGACCUUCCACUUCUACCGCUCCAUGCUCGAGGAGCGCCGCCAGGAGACCCUGCGCGAGCUCGAGAACAUCUACAACGCCAAGAUGGUCUCCCUUGGGCUGCUCGGACAGAAGGUGCAAGACACCAUAGAGCGCAUCCACCAGGUGUGCGCGUUCGUGGAGCGCCUGACGCGCUUUUCGACCAGCACGGAGGCCCUCGUGUUCAAGCAGCUCCUCGAGGCCAAGUUCCAGGGCUUCCUGUCCUUCCGGCCGGAGUCCGGCCUCCACAACAUGGACCUCGAGUUUGUCUCCAACUUCCAGGCGAUCCAGGUCGGCGUGCGGAACACGUUCGGCUACAUAAAGCAGGGUGGCGCCUCUGACAACCACGGCGUCCCGCGGCAGCCCCCCAUCGCGCGUCCCAACGGCGUGGUCCUCAGCGCGUCGGACCGGAGUGGCGUCGUCGCCACGACAAUCGCCACGUCCCAUCAGAACGGUCACCACCCGCCGCCGCCGCCAACCUCUCCCUUUGAGUCGAACCUUCUGUCGAAGCGCUUCAGCUCCGCAAACAGCCUCGGACCGUUUUCGACGAGUCUCGCGGACGUCAGUCCCUACGAAAAGUGGUCGAGCGGCGGCGGCGGCGACAUCUUCCAGAACGGGACGGAUUACGGAACGGCGCCGGAACCGCCGUCCGUGCUGCCGGUUGGUGGCGGCAGCAGCGGAGGCGGCAGCACGACCACGGCCCUCGCGGAGCUCUCUUCCAAGUACCUCUCCGGCAGCGGCGUGGGCCUGUACCCGCUCAAGUCGCAGAUCAAGCGCCAGAAGAUGAUCUACCACUGCAAGUUCGGCGAGUUCGGCGUCAUGGAGGGCCAGUUCACGGAGCCGUCGGGCGUCGCGGUGAAUGCCCAGAACGACAUCGUGGUGGCCGACACCAACAACCACCGGAUCCAGAUCUUCGACCGCGAGGGGCGCUUCAAGUUCCAGUUCGGCGAGUGCGGCAAGCGGGACGGGCAGCUGCUGUACCCGAACCGCGUGGCCGUAGUGCGCCAGUCGGGAGACAUCGUGGUCACAGAGCGCUCCCCCACGCACCAGAUUCAGAUCUACAACCAGUAUGGCCAGUUCGUGCGCAAGUUUGGCGCUGUGAUCCUCCAGCACCCGCGCGGCGUGGCGGUGGACCCCAAGGGGCGCGUGGUGGUCGUCGAGUGCAAGGUGAUGCGAGUGAUCAUCUUCGACCAGGGCGGAAACGUCCUGCAGAAGUUUGGCUGCUCCAAACACCUCGAGUUUCCCAACGGGGUGGUGGUAAACGACCGGCAGGAGAUCUUCAUCUCGGACAACCGGGCUCACUGCGUCAAGGUGUUCAGCUACGACGGAAACUUCCUUCGCCAGAUUGGUGGGGAGGGGCUGACCAACUACCCGAUCGGCGUGUGCAUGAACCAGGGCGGCGAGAUUCUUGUCGCAGACAACCACAACAACUUCAACGUGACGGUGUUCACUCAGGACGGACAGCUCGUGAACGCACUCGAGUCCAAGGUCAAGCACGCGCAGUGCUUUGACGUCGCACUCAUGGACGACGGGUCAGUGGUCCUCGCAUCCAAGGACUACCGCCUCUACGUGUACCGCUACGUCCAGUUGCCGUCUUCGGCUGCGGCAGGCCCGGCGACUUCCGGGACCGGCGCGGGCUGCCUCUGAUGGCUCUGGCUUCGGCUUUGGGGAGCCGUCGUCGUCCGCUUCUCGGGACGUCUGCUGCGAUUGUCCACGGACCUGCUCUGUUUGCUGUCACUCCUCCCUCUCCCCCCCCCUUACCUGACCCUCUUCUUUUAGUUUUGUUCUCGGAAAACUGUUUCAUUGCUUCCGACCAACGCGUCUCGUUACGUUUUUUUUUAAUUCCGCCUGGCUUUAACUUUUGGCGAUGUUUGGGGUCGUUUUUUUUUUUUUUUUCUUUUGGCUCAUAUUACGAGAGAGAAGGCUUAUGACCUUUCCUUUUUUUUCUUUUAAUUUUCUUCUGAAAAGAGGAAAGUGAUGCUGGUUUUGGCAUCUGUCUGCGGAAGAAUUUUUUUUUUUGGUAGAACCAUUUUGUUUUAUUGCCUACAUAGAAAAGAAAGACCACAAAACGCUACAGGAAAUUUUUUUCUUCUCUUUUUCCUCCUGAAAAACAGGUCUUGGUUUUUAAGGUUGCAAACAUACGCCCCCUUUUGUGGUAUUUCGUUUUUAAUUGUGCCGCCGAAACGGCAUCGUCCGUUGCCUUUCUCUCCAGUGCCCCGUCGCCCCCCUCACUUUUUUUUUUUGUAUCCUGCGAUCUGAUCUACUUAAAUUAUUUGCGAGUCGUUUUACAAACUGUGCUGCAUUGUUUUUAUUUAAGACCAUAGUAUACAUGGCACACGGCUCCUGUUGCAUAACUGCUGGUGGUAGUGUGGAGUUGUAAGAGUUGUAACCUUGUUUUUGUUUUUUCUGGCCUUGCCUCAGUAUUUUUUUGGCUUGUGGAAUCUCCUUGCUCUGCAACUGGGGGAAAAGUGAAACCACUUAUCCCCCGUUUUUUUUUUUUUUUUUUUAUGCCGGACUGGUUAAUAAUAUAAUAAUUGGCAGUUUUUACUUCAUUUUUAUGUCUGUGGUGGGAUUUCUUCUAUUUUUCUUCGUUUGUCCUCCCUCCUCCCACACAAACUUCAUUUUCCAAGUUUUGGGUGCGGUUAAGUUUUAGAUCAUCACCGUUUGUACCGCUUUUUUUUUUUUUAUAUUCCCUCGCCUGUAUCCUUUGCAUCUCUUUCUUGUUGAAUCUUGUUUAUGGCGGUGGUCAAGUAUUGUUUGCCCGAGAGCUCUCUUUGUUUGAGGUUACAAGCGUUUUGUGUACUUUCCUAGUCAACGACGGCAACACAACGGAGCGAUGAUAUGCGCGGGGGUUUACGGAGCUGAGAAAAAGGAGGCGAUGCGGAGAGGGAACAUGCCAAAGAUCUUGCACGGGGAUCGGGAAGUUACAAAAUGUGGCCGAUCUCUGGCCGAUCUCUCGACGAUCGGUCGUUCAAGAAAGUGAACUGGGUAUGAACUGGAGUUCCGUUGGAAGGGGGCAACUACCCGCAGCACGUGGGCAGUAGAGCAGAAAGCUUGUUGUGCCAAGUUUUCCCCCUUGCUCUCCUUUCCUUGUGUAAGUUUUUUCACAUAUUUAUUAUUUGCCUUUCAUGGGGGAGGGGUGGGGGUUCGUUCCCACAACGGCGUUAGCCAACACUGUCAAGGGGGGGGGGGGGGGGGGAGGGCUACCUAGUGUUGGUCAACAGUGUUGACCUACAAGGGUCUCUCACAAUAGUACUGCCAUUUUCUUUUCUUCCUGAAGUUGUUCACAAAGUCUGGGAGGAACUGUUCCUUUUUUUUUUUUUCUCUCGUCCUUACGUAUUCUACAUAUUUUUUUUCUCUUUUGUAGUGGUGUUACGAAGUUGUUAAGUCUUGCCCCUACCCAUAUUUUAGGGAUUGAGGUUUGGUGUUAAAUGUUAAAGGGACGGAGUUGGGAGAGGGUGUUGUUCCUUCUGGGUUCAAUCCUUUUUGUUUUUAAUAUUAUUGUAAUGUUCUUUUUUUUUUGGUUCCUAGUCAUCAGGUGCUCUCUUCUGUCUACCCCACGCAGAGUCUAAAACCUUGUACGACUCCUUUUUUUUUUUGUCCUUCCACUUUUGAAGGUUGAGGAAUGCACAACCUUAUGUUUGUUUAGUUGUUUGUUGGGUGGUGGGGAGCCUAAAGAAGAAACGAAAAGAAAAAAAAAGUAUCAUCGGUGUUUUCCUCGUGGUCUGUUCUGGUCCCCGAGAUUUAUGCGAGUUAUGUUUUUUGUUGACUAAGUUGCAUUGUUUAAGGAGAAAGAGGUGAAACAACAAAAGAAACCGAAACAAGAGUUUUUUAGUUUGCAUCAUUUCUCUGUUUUUAAGAGUAGAAACACAGGGCAGCUUUUGUCUAUUCUUGUACCGUUUCUGCACAUUUUUUUGGUUUGUUUUUAAGUAUAUAUAUAUAUAUAAACUGUUCUCUCUCUCCUUGCAUUUAUAUAUUCUGUUUUCAUUUAGUUGUUUCUGUCUUGAACUCUUGGUUUUUUUGUUUUUUUUUGCCUGGGCAAAGCAAGCUGUCUGUCUCCCAAAGUUUUUUUUCCUCCUCUGUUUUACCUUGUUUGUUUUAGUCACUUGUGUUUUUAGACCUAGCCACCUGCGCAGUUUUGUUUUAUAUAGAGUUUUCGUUCCAUUGUUUCCUAUGCACGCACAGUUUCCAGCCUAGGCAGCGGCAUGCUAACCGCGUUGUAAUCAGCAAAGCGCAACUUCUCAGAUAAUCUCUGCAAUUUGUUUUCCCCAACCUCUGGGAUUACAGGGGGGAAAAAAAUGCUCAAGGUGUUUUUUGGCCGCUGUGAAAAAGAAAAAAAAAGUGUUGAGCGCAUGGCGACGAGCUUAGUGGUUAGUUGUUUUGCUCGUGUAACUUAUUUCGUGAGAGUUGUCGCUGCAAAAGCAAAUCUUCGAAGGAAGUUCUGUUGAAUAAACAAUUUUUUCCGUUGUUUCAGCAAUAAGCGAAUGACUGCUGGCAUGAGUAGUUGCAAGCUGGCAGGAGGACUGAUUUUGAGUGGCUUUGUUUCUUUUUAUUUAUUUUCCCCUCCUGUAUCAUUUGGGUGGUUUGCCCUUUGUAAGGGGUCAGUCCGACAAAAGGUUUCCCUCCGAAAACGAGCAGUGCCGUGUUGUUCAUCCCGUGGAGCGUUUUCGACCGUGCCGAAGGUGGACGGUUUUUAGGACGCAAAGCUACUCGCGGGUUUGACGCCGCCGACUCCAAAAGGGAAAAUGGAACGGCGGUUGUUUUCCGGCGGCGCAGAGGUUGUGUGGUAGCGAGUGUGCGCGUGCAUAUUUGUGCACCUCCCCAGUGUGUGCGUGUUUCUGUGUCGUGUCGUUUGUUCGCCUUCGCACGUGCCCAAGCUUUUUCUCGCAGUGUAGGGAACGACCCGCCGAGGCCGGAGUUUCUCCCGUCUGCCCUCUCCCCAAUACAUAUCCAGAGUUGUCCCGUUUGUUGGCUAAAGUUUAGCCGGGUGUGAAGGAAGUUUACAGUGGAGCGUGUUGUCAUUCUCGAGCUAUAGCAGUAGGUGUUUUUGCACUUGUGCAGCGUGCUGUAGAGGAAACAAGUGGACGUGUAGUUGCGUCGUUUAUCAUUCUCCUCCUUUUGCAGCCUUGUCGUCGUUGCUUCCUUUCACACUAUGCAACUAGAGUCCGGAGGUGAUCUGGCGAUGGAUAGUCUGCCUCUCCGACUCCGUUUACUGUUCAGUCUGAAGACUCGCAUGCAGUGCCCUUGUCUCUGCGGAAGCCCGAAGCCGUUUCGACCGUCUAGUGCAAACUCUUGGCCGAAGCGCUCGGCCAAGAGUUUGCACUAGACAGUCAAUGCCCGAUCGACUAGAAACCGAAAGUAUGCAACGUUGCUCUGGGUUUGCGGAUGCAUUGCGGGUUCCUGAGGUCGCAGGCUCGCUGACGGCAGCUCAGUAGACAGGCGGGCUCUUCUACUUGACAGACGCUCUGUAGCUCGCGGUUGGGUUGGGCUCGCAUUCCUUCUUUUCUCCUUGUCCUACGUAUAACGGCAGAAAUGGUCCUUUUUGGACUUCGUCUUUUCGGAGACAGGAGCGACGGUCACUUUGCACCGAUUGCCUGGCGGGGCACACGUCACAUUCCAAAAAGGUUGUUCUGUAACGAAUUUUCGCACCAUCCUCUUCACUCGUCGCCUUCGCCCUCGGGCGAGGCUUUUUCUUUCUUCGUUUGCGUCGCUCUUUCGGGGAAUGAGUUGUGGGUACGCUACGACGUGUUUAGGGCUUCCAGGGUUUUCGAUUGCCCUUCCGUGUGUCACCCAAAAUCGGUGCUCAGAGGUGUGAAUUCGUCGUGGACCAUUCCUUUAGGUUCCCGCUUGUCUCACUCUGGUCGAGCAGAACCGAUAAGAUUGGAACUGCUUCAUUCUCAAUCCCACGCGACUUUUUCUGUCGCACGUUUGAUUUGUUUGUGUCGUUGCACUGUCCAUUGCCCUUGCCAAUCACACCCCCCCCUCCCCCGCCGCCGUCGACUCAAUUAUGUCUCCAGAGCGUAGACCAAGGUGCGUGGUUUGUUACACCCUUUAACGGCGAGUUGGUCAUCGUUUCAUUAUAAGGAAUAACAACAGUUUUAAUCUCCUAUUCCAGUUUACAAUUAUGCCAAUUUUCCAGGAGUAGGAGUGGCACUGAAGAAUAUUAAUUAAAAAAAAAGUUGAAAGUUUUUCAUAGUACAAAAGAUACAUCUCUCUACUGCGGUUACACGGCUUCAUUUGCAGUUUUCCUUUUUGUUCCCGUGCGUUUUCGUUUUUACGUUGACAUUUUUUGGAAGGUUUAUUAUUUAAAUAGAAGGAAGGAUCGAACAGCCUUUCUCGUUGGGAGGUCCGCUGACGCAGAUGAAGUUUUCUGGUUCUUAAUAUAUAUUAGCUCCAUGUUCACGGCAUAUACAUAUAUAUAUAUAAAUAUCUACAUUUGUGUGUGUGGGUGUGCUUAUAUUUAUACUGUGUAUGUGACUACAACAACAAAAAAAAGGGUGUGACCGAACUUGUGGUGGGCGUGUGGACGUGCAUUUAUCAUUGAAGCAACGGGGAUAUGCGAGUGUAUUUCAGAUGGGGGCUUCGUUUCUCAUGCUUGCUCUCGCAAGGACACUUGCCCUGGCCUCUUUCCGAGGGAGCGCCGAACUUGCUCAUCCUUUUUAUUUCCCACCACGGUUGCGCGUUGCGACCGAGGCGGAGUGCGGCAGAAGUUCCACCCGUACUCCCACGUCUACCUGUGCGUCUUGUGUGAUGUCGGCCUUUUGUCUGCGGCAAGUCUGGGCUCCGGUUUGGGCCGUUUGUUACGGGGGACGGCGGCUUUCGUGUUUUGUCGCGCCGGCCGAAAAGUGUCCGCGAUUCCAAGGCUGGUCGGUCCUGGAAACUGCACCCUAUGGCUGUGAGUUGCUCCAUGCCUUGCGGCAACACUAGCAACAAUCACUGUCUCCUCAGUGGAUUGUAGAAGGCAGUGUUGUCGGACUGCAAGGUGGCGCCACCUGUAGUUCACACGGGCACAGAAUUUUUUCUGGAAAAGGGGGGGGGGGGAGGGUGAGUCUGGGUGAAUUGAUUGUUGUGCCAUGGUGCGGGCACGCAAUUGUUUGCCUUCUGGGGGUGGCGCUGGGUUGGAGGGCUUCUGUCUGGGGUUUCCUUUCGCUUCCCCCCCCACCCUCUCCCCCUUUUAGGGUUGGAAUGGGGGUUGUGCCUAGUCAGUGCUGCCGGUCUUUAUUGCCAUGUACACACAGCUAUAACUGAAGCUUGCUGCCGGCACACUUUGUCUUUUUUUUCUUCCCGGGGUGCCACAAUGUUUUGAAGUGUAUGGUGUUUUCUUUUUUCAAUGUCUUGCCUUUUAUCGGAAGCCAAUCUCCGUGUUGGGUCUUAUUAUGCGCAUAUCGCGUUCUCUCUCUCACUCUCCACUCCGAGGAGAAGUUUGCCGUGUCAGUUGCGUCUCGCCUGUUUGUGCUAUCUGUCCCCCCCCCUGUUUUUGUUUUUCCUCCCGUGUACACUCUUUUCUGUUUUGGCAGUACGUGCUCAAGGCGACAUGUUACAUGUUGUUGGCUACUCCCGUUCUUCUGUUUUUCUCGCUGUGGAUGUGUUAUACGUGCUUCUACGUGUGGUUGCUCCAUGCACGAGGCUUUCUUCUUUGAGCAGGCAAUGCUGGAUCGUUACCAGCUAUAAGGGUUUCUCGAGCGCUGCUGAGAUUUCCAGUAAACGUCCCGAAAUUGGACGAAGCCUUCUGGCAACCGGCGCAUGCAAUAUCCGGAAAACUUUACUUCAUCUCACACUCUUCUACCUGCGACGGUGUUUUAUCGGAAGUGUCGCAAGUUUGAUCUCAGUUCUCAAAGAAACGUGUUGGAGCUCGAUGGUAAGGACGCCUCAGCUUGUGCCAGCUAAUGUGGCAACAAAUCCUGUUUCAGGUUUGUCUGUGCCCAUGGUUUUCUAAACUUUAUUUCACCUUACAGUAGUGGUGAAGUGAAGGCUACUGCACGAGGAGUUUGCCCUCGAAUGUGUUCCGGCUUCGCAAAAAGGAGCUUUUUUCAAAGCUGCUUGCUCUUUAGCCUUCAUCUCGCUAUCAAGGGGAGAUGAAUGAGGUCUCUUGGGUUUGCUUACAUCUAUACAAAUGUACUUCAGGAGCAGUCCUAAUCUCACUUUAGGCUCCCGGUUGCCGGGUCUCAGUGGCCGACAACCCUUAUAGCGGACGCUGAGUGGACGACUGUAUGUAGCGGAGCGAGGCUUACGUCUUUUGUGGGAGCCUGUUCAGCCAGGUUACGUUAGCAAACCAAACCAACAAUCCAUGCGGCACACGUUUGUCGCGCUCAUUGAUAGCCUCCGUUAGCGGACCUCACUCCGGAGCACGCGCAAAGGGAAGCCGUCAACGACCUUGCAACGUGCACGCGAGGUCUUCGUGUGGACAUGUCUUCCCCUUGGCGAGGAGCGACUGUUCCAGAGGUCCGUAAGCUCAUCAUCUCCCAAGUUGUUAAUAUUGUAUUACAGAGAACACUAGAUCUGUGAGGGGGUUUCUUUCCAUUCUCUUUGUUCUCACUUUCGCAAAGAAACAAGGGAUCCUGUGUGUUGUGUACUUUAAGGACGUUUCUGCACAUGUUCCACUUUUGUACGAAUGAUGUAUGUAGUGUGCGUUUUUUCUAUAGACUAAUGUUGAGACAUCCUUAGUAUUUUUUUACGGAUAAAAAAAAAAAAGCAGAACACUCUCCUUGCUGUGGUGGUGCCGUGACCGGGAAUCGUCCAAACCCGACCGACCGUUUCUCGUUUCUGGCCGUUUGCAUCUAUUGUGGGGAAUUUUCCUUACCGUUAUUCCCUAGCUCCCGUUAGAGUCAUGUUGGAGGCUUGAGGAUUCGGUGGGACUUUGGUUGAUGUGCACAGAACAUUGGCGCUUUGAUUUACUUGAUGUCCUCUUCGGUUUUUGGUUCAUUAUCUCAAAGCUGCUCUUGUGCGUUCUCAAGCUAAAGUAACCCCUCGACAAUCCCUACAGGCGGUCGACACCUUAAUUUCAUUCAACGAUUGGCAUUUGCUGACUUCUUGGAGGGUUGGGACGCUAGUUGGGAGUGGGGAUUUCAUAGCUGUUUUUUUGUUGACUCGUGUUGGUGCUGAAAAUCUCUAACAAUAAUAAAGUGAAAAAAUUGUAACCAAAAAAAAAUAUACCUAAAUGAACGCUCCUGCCCAAGCGCUAUUUGAGAGAAACCAACUGAACAAAGUAUGCAGCGUCACGGUCUUGUUGUGGAACGCGACGAAAGUCAAUUUUCGUACAACGUGCCAGGACACUGUUGUUAACUCCGGAAGGGCACAGGAAGAUCCAAUGUUUUCCGUUUCGUGACUGCAGGCAUGUUAGACAGCGGCACCUGGUUUUUGGUUGGGGUUUGGUGUUGUCACUGAGAGAUGUUCAUGAGUGUUUUCUACGAAAACAUGAAAAAGAGGUGUUGUCUUCAAAGUUUCUCCCUCCCCACCCCAAAUAUGCUUUCGGCGUGUUCAAGUGCAUAGUCAUACGAGUUCCUGUCCUGCGGCGAAUCGGCUGCCUGCCAAAUGUUUUCCCCCGGCAAAGAGGCAUUGGCAACAUGAGCAUGAAGCUAGCCGGAAUUGUCCGCAUUCUCUGUCCUUUAUUUAUUUGGUGCAGCGCUGCGAUCUGCCAGCGUGCCUUGCACGUAAAAGAUUGGUUUGCCGCUCUUUGUUUUCGUUACUGUUUCAUCCGCCGGGUGGCGAAGAAGCCUAAUGUACGAGGCCGCCAUGGUCGGGUCGACUUGCACUCGAACCGAAGGUUGACCAGUGAGGGGGACUCGUUUCACCUCCUGACCAAUGAGUUUCGUUUGGGAUUUCGGACGUUUUGUUCUUUGUUUUAUGUGUCGACUCUGGCUUCUGGUCACGAAGAACUCCUGGAUUCUUUCUGUCUUGCCUUGUUUUCUUUGUGUGUGAUGUCACUAACUUAUUGGAUUGUUUUCCUCGCGCUCUUUGUACACAUUUUAUGGUACUCUGUCCCUGCCCCAUUUUGUUUGUUGAAACUUAGUGUACGGAUAAACGCGUUCGACAAUUAAAUAUUUUUGUUUUGGUGAUCGCA